Messenger RNA from Dioscorea cayenensis subsp. rotundata (Guinea yam), 6950 nucleotides. RefSeq lists its product as uncharacterized. The transcript is spliced from 3 exons. NCBI's taxonomy places the organism in Eukaryota, Viridiplantae, Streptophyta, Magnoliopsida, Dioscoreales, Dioscoreaceae. Bases 209 to 6670 code for a protein of 2153 amino acids. The record is from RefSeq and is a predicted model, not a curated record.
CACAAUUACUAGCGCAAUUGCGCAAUAGCAACAGCAACAGCAACAGCAACAGCAUAGCAAAGAGGACACACCGCUGUCAGACAUCCAAAGCCUCAAAGGAUCUCCACCUCCACCUCCACCUCCACCCCCACCCCCCUCUCUCCAUCUCCAUCUCCAUCUCCAUCUCCAUUAGCGAUUGAUCCCAAUUCAGGGGUGUAGGGUUUGGUCCAUGGAUGAGGCCCGUGGCCUCGAUCUUAACUCCCGGGCUGACCAUCCGGAAUCAUCCUCGGUUGAUCCGGUGGAAGCCCUAGCUAUGAGCCCUUCAGCGGUGGCGGAAGCUGAUCGUGCUGAUGCCGGUGAUGGUGCAGGAGGUGAGCUUCAGAGUGCUGAAAUUGAUGGUCAACGGGAAGAUGGAGGUGAUCUGAAGAUGGAAAUGGUGGAAGGGAGAAGUUUGGAGUGCGGUGAAGUGGUGGCGGGAGUUCGUGCUGGCUGUGGAGAGGUUGACGAUGUUGAUCGGCUUGGAAAGGAUGGAUCUUGUGGUGACUUGGAGAUGGUUGUUGAUGUUCGUGGUGGUGAGGUUGGGGGUGCUUCUGGGAAAGUUGUUUCUGGGUUGGAGAUCAGUGACCAAGUUGAGCAAAUUGAGGAAGGGAAGGAGCGAGGGUUAGUGGAGAGUGGGCAGUCUGAGUCUGUUACUACUGAUGUUGUUCCUUGUUCUUCCGAGACUCAGAAAGGAGAUGCAUUUGCUGGUGUGGAGGAGCGAAAAAAUGAUGGAGUUACUGAAGUGCAGGGAUCUGUUGAGGAUUUGGAAGGAGUGAAUGCUGAUGUUGAGGAGGUUGACAUACAAGAGGAAGUCAAGGAGGAAGGGGUGAGCUUGGCCAGUGAUUUGAGGGGAAGUGAAUUAACCAGUGGGUCUGGUGAAAGAGUCAUUGCUGAUGAGAAGAGGGAUAUGGUGGUUGGGGAGGUGGAGGCUCUGAGCACAGUGGAGAAUGAUGAAUUGGUUGCGACUCCCAACAGUGGGAAGGAUUCAGAUGUAGAAGGUGAAGUUGGAGUGCUUGACAAUAGAAGAAUUGAAGUUACAAUUGCUCACAGGGCUGAUGCUUCUGAGGCUGGCCCGAUGAGUGUGUCUGAUGUAGCUACUGAAGCUGUUGUUCAGGUUGACAGAGAGCUGGAAUUGGUAGAUAGAUCUGGUGGUGAUGAGAAAAUGAUGCUCGACACAAUAAAUGCUCCAUGUUCCUCCAAAACUGCAGGCCUUGAAAGUUUGGAAGGGGCAACAGAUUUGGGGAUUUGUGACCAAGCUGAAUUUGUAGAUGAUGCUGCAUCUUCUCUAGAGCAUUGUGAGAGAUUGAUUGGUGAUGUACCAGAAUGUGAUUCAGAGAGAGAAAUGGGAAGUAGAAAAAGUGGUGACCAGAGACUAAAAUUAACUGAAGAGCGGGAGGUGAGCAUGGAUGAAAUUACUGAACCACCAUCAGUUGCUCCUUCAGUGCCUAAGAGUGAUAGUGUAGAAGUCUCAGCAGAUUUGGGAGAUGUGGAUGAGCGCCAUCAAGAGAAGAAGGCUGUACAAGGUUCUUGUUCCAACUUCCUGAACCCAUUGGUAGUUGUGGAGGAACCGACAAUAGAAGACAAGUUGGGAGAGCAUGAAACUGUUGUAUUGGAUUUGAUUGACAAGAAUCCAGAUGUUCAGGAGGUUGCUAAUGCUUCUGCAAGUGAAGAGGAACAGAAGAUAGAGUCAGUGUCCUUGGACAACAACAGACCAAUCACUCUCACUAAGGAAUCGGAUACUAUCAAUGUACAUGAAGGUGACAGAGGAGAUCAGAAAGCUGCUAUUAAUCUUGUGCCUCUGAUUAACAAGAAUCUUGAAGUUGAAGCGGAUGCUGUUCUUGCAAAUGAAGAGGUAGCCAAGGCGGUGGUGUCUGUGCCUGCAGAUGAUCCUUCAUUAGUUCCUAUCAUGAAAAAUACAGUCUCAGCCAAUGUAAUUGCUGAAGCACAUGAUAGAGAUUUAAAUCCAAUCUGUGAGAGUGUCAGAGGACACCUUGUCAACACUGAAGAUUCUAUUUGUGCACAUGAUCCAGAAAAUAGUAUCAUGGAUAGUGAUGUACAAACAUCAUAUGCAAAUUCAGUUGAGGUAGAUAUUGCUCAGGGAGGAGCCAAGGCAAAUGUGAAUUUAGAAAGCAGUGGUUCUGCAGAGAAAUCUAAAAACAGAAAUAUCCAACUUGUUAUUGAAAAUCCAGAUGAUGGUGGAGAAAGUAGUAAUGACAAUCCAUAUUUACUUGACAAGGACAUGAUGGAAAUUGAUGAACCAAAGCCUUCCAUGCUAUCUUCCAUCCAGUCUUUUACACCUCAAGAGAAGCAGGAAGCAAAAGCUACUAUUGCUUCAACAGAUGAUGACAAUCUUGGCAAUAAUUCUUAUGAAGCUGUGUCACCUGUUUUUCCACAGAGUGAGCCUGUAGGUCUGGAUGCUUCUCCUGGUAGAGUUCAAAUGCUUAAUACAGAAUCCAUGAAUUAUACUGCAAAUACUUCUCUGGAUGAAUUUUGCAGACAUGCAGAUGUUGUUCGAGAGUCGGGGCCUUCGGCAGGAUUGCCUUUUAAAGGUGAAUCAGCAUUGCAGGAUGGUAGUUCAACUGAUGUUAUGGAUCCUUGUAUUGAUGGAGAGGCUGAUAUUCUUCAAAGUGCAUUUGUUGAUGGUGAUGAAAAUUUUACAAUGACGGAAGGUGGUCAAGAUGUGAUGAAUACAGAUUUGUGUAAUGAUGGCACUGAUAAGGUUCAUGAUAAGGAAGAUAAAGUAUUGGAAAGAGUAGAUGGUGUAACUGUUGAAGAUUGUGAAGUUUCUAAUAUGGAAAAAGGUCAACAUGCAAGGUACUAUUUGGCUUCUCAAGACACAACUAGCGUCUCUAUAUCUGAUUUGGUCUGGGGCAAAGUGAAGAGCCAUCCUUGGUGGCCUGGCCAAAUUUUUGAUUCUUCAGAUGCAUCAGAACUAGCACUGAAAUAUCAGAAGAAGGACAACUUCCUUGUGGCAUAUUUUGGAGACAAAACAUUUGCUUGGUGUGAAGAAUCCCAGUUAAAGCCUUUCCUUGAAUACUUCUCACAGAUGGCAAAUCAAAGCACUUCAGAUGCCUUUAUAAAUGCUUUGGAUGAUGUUCUGCAGGAGGUUUCUAGACGAGUACAGUUGGGGAUGACAUGCCAAUGUACACCUGAAGUAACUUAUACUGAUAUUAAGUAUCAAAAGAUAGAUAAUGCCGGCGUACGGAAAGGAACCUCAGGCAAAGUGUUUGACAGGUCUCAGAUUGUCAAUAGUUUUCAACCUGAUAGGCUCCUACUGUAUGUUCGCACAUUAGCUCAGUUUUCAAAGAGAGAGACUGAUAGGCUGGAUCUUGUGCUAGCCCAAGCUCAUUUGAAUGCCUUUUAUAUGUUGAAAGGUUAUUCUCAACACCCUGUGUUAUUUCUCUGCGGAGGUUUGGCAGAGAAUGAUGAUGAGGUAUCACCUCCUGGCGAGGACAUAUCUGAACCACAGAAUGCUGUGGAGCAUCAUUAUGGGAAGAAUAAGUUGAGAGGAAGGAAGCACACUUCUGAUAAACAAAAUGCAUCGGAAGAUAUUAGUGAACAAAAUGUGUAUGAACUGAUGGAAGCAGAAACUAAUUUUCAAUUUGUAGAUGGUGACAGAAAGAAAUCAGGUCUGGAAUUGCCAGGCAAAUCAUAUUCACGGUUGUCUGGAAGGAAACACAAAAUUGAUGAUUUUGAUCCUAUGGAUUUGGAGAAAAAUAAGAAAGAAAGGUUCGACUCUUUAGGAGAUUUUAAACCCAAACCAUCACUUAUUGGCUCUUUCAAAAUUGGAGAAUGCAUUCGUCGAGCUGCAAGCCAGCUAACAGGAUCGACGCCUGUCCUAAAGAGUCCUAGUGAGGCACUCCAGAAAAGUGUGUCCAAGGGUGGUGAUCAUACAAGUUUUGAUGUUUCUGGGUUUGAUGAUUCACCUCACACUCCUGUUGAGACCCGGAGAACAAAAGCGAGAAUCUCAGAUGACAAUUCAUCUUCAAGUGAAAUGCUUUCACAACUCUGCUUAGCCGCCAGAGAUCCUUUUAAACAUUACAGCUUUAUUCCUCAAAUAGUCAAUUUCUUCUCUGAUUUUAGAAAUUCAUCUGUGUCUGAUUCCUCCAAAGACAGUGAACCUGUGCCUGCACCUGUGGAGAAAAUAGCAGCUAAAAGGGGUAGGAAGAAAAAGACAGACACCCAGCCUUCCUCGGUGCCAGCCUCUUCUGUGACAUCAGCACCUGAUUAUAUGUCUGACUCUUAUUGGUCUGAUAUGCUUUUCCAUAGCAGUCCGGAAGGCAAUCUAUCUCCCAAUGGCAUGAAAAGAAAAGGAUCUUAUAUGAGGAGCCAAAGGAAGAAGAGGAAAUCUCUGUUGGAAACAACAUCAUCUCUUCAACCUGACCCAAUGUUGGGUAAUGCAAAACAACAAGUAGUAAAUGCAAGCCCUAAUCUGAAGCAGGAAUUGGCGGCAGAAAGACCAAUCAUAGGCUUGGGUCGAAAACAUUCUGAUGAGUGCACUCCUACUGAACUUGUUUUAUGCUUCAACAAACCCGAUUCCAUGCCUUCUAGAACAGACCUUAUCAAGAUUUUUGGUCGUUAUGGACCAUUGAAGGAAUCAGCAACGGAGGUUAUGAAGAAGACGAACCGUGUUAAAGUAGUCUUCAAAAGGCGAGCUGAUGCAGAAAUUGCUUUCAGUAGUGCAGGAAAGUAUAGCAUUUUUGGGCCAUCACUUAUAAGUUACAGGCUAAGAUAUUUGCCGUCUAUUCCAGAGGAUCCUACAGAUAGUAGCCCACAAGAAAUGCAAGAUGCACUGCCAGAUACCACUCAACAAAAGGCUGAAGAUGCACCUGCAGAAGUCAACAUUCAGAAUGCAAAAGAUGCACCUCCAGGUGAAAUACCACAAGAAGCCAGAGAUGGCGACCAAGGUACCACACCAGAUGCUUCUUCAAAUGUAAUCUCACAAGAUGUAGAAGAUGUACCCACAAAGACCACACAUCAAGACACAAAUGAUGCAAUCCCAGAUAUCACUCCAGAUACCCAUUCAGAGAUAAUGGCACAAGAUGCGGAAGAUACGCCUGCAAAAAUCACACAGCAAGAUGCAAACAAGGCAACCCCAGAUACCACAGCAGAUGCACCUUCAGAAACUGCACCGCCGGAUGCAGAAGACACACUACCAGUGGCAAUGUCAGAUGCAGAAGACUCACUACCAGUGGCAACGUCAGAUGCAGCACCUAAUGUGAUACUCCAAGAGGCGGAACAUUCAUUAGCAGAAACCAGGCAACAGGAUGCAGAAGAUAUCCUUCCAGAUGCAACAGCUGAUGUACUGCUCCUAGAGAUGGAGGAUACACCUGCAGAAACCACACAACUGGAUGCAGAAGAUACACUUCCAGGUACCACAUCAGUUGCACCUCCUGAUAUAAUGCUCCAAGACGGGGAAGAUACAGCAGCAGGAAACAGACCACAGGAUGCUGAAGAUACACUUCCAGAUACCACAUCAGUUGCACCUCCUGAUAUAAUGCUCCAAGAUGGGGAAGAUUCAGCAGCAGAAAUCAGACUGCAGGAUGCCGAAGAUGCACUUCCAGAUGUGAUACCUGAUGUAACAUUCCAGCAGGCGGAAGAUACACAUGCAGAAACCACACAACAGGAUACAGAAGACGCACUUCAAGAUGCUACAUCAGUUGCACCUCCUGAUGUAGUCCUCCAAGACAUGGAAGAUAUACCAGCACAGACUGUGGCAUCGGAUGCAAACAAUGCACUUCCAGAUAAAAUAUCAAGUGCAACACCUGAUGUAACACUCCAAGAGGCAGAAGAUACUCCUGCAGGAAUCACACAACAGGGUGCAGAAGUUGCAGUUGCAGAUACCACAUUAGAUGCACCUUCUGAUACAAUACUGCAAGAUAUGGAAGAUACACCAGCAGAAGCCAUACCACAGGAUGCAGAAGUUGCGCCUUCUGUUAUAGUACUCCAAGAAGUGGAAGCUGCACCAGCAGAAACUAUACUACAGGAUGCAGAAGAUGCGCUUCCUGAUAUUACAUCAGAUGCACACGCUGAUAUGGUACUCCAUGAUAUGGAACAUGCACAUGCAGAGGCCACACCACAGGAUCCAGAAGAUUCACUUCCAGAUACUACGUCAGAUGCACCUACUGAUAAAAUACUCAAUUGCAUGGAGGUUACACCUGCAGAAAGCUCACCACAGGGCACAUUAGAUGAGACAUUAGAUGCAACUCCAGAGAUGAUGCUCCAAGAUGUGGAAGAUACACCUACAGAAACCAAACAACAAGAUGCUGAAGUUCUUGUUCCAGAUCCCAAAUUAGAUGCACUUCCUGACAAAGUACUUCAAGAUGCGGAAGUUUCACCUGCAGAAACUUCACCACAGUAUGCAGAUGCUGCACUUCCUGAUUCCACCACAUUAGAUUUACUUCCCAAUAAAGUAGCCCAAGAUGUGGAGGAUACUCUCCUGCAAACCACACCACAGGAUGCAAAUGAUGCACUUCCGGAUACCACACUACAGGACCCAAGGAAGGCACUUCAAAGUACUAUACCAGAAGAUUCACAAGGUAUUGCAUCAGAGACCAAACCGCAAGAUGUAAAAGAUGUUGCAAGCGAGGAUUCAGCUGAAGCAGAGGGCGAAAUUGUUGUAGAUGCUGCACAAGUUGAAGCUAUUAGCUGAGCAUGAGGGUCAUCGAAGUAAGUUGCUUUUGUUGGUGCUAGUUUUGCAAAUCAUUUUCGUUGGUUUAUGCCAAGAAUAGUGCCCUUAAGCAUAUGCAGUGUAGGUAGUGAACAUGCUAUAAUGCACUAGAUCAGUUUAACUCGUAUGUUGUAUAUAUAAGAUGUAAUCUUAUAUAUGAGCAAGAGCUCUCUUUAUUGGCUUGCCAAAAUUUUCUGGUGCCCGAUUCUUCUAAACUUUGCCUCACUCGGAGUAAAAUUCAAAAUUCUACUGCAUUACCUUA